AUGGCAUUAGAGUCGAAGCUCAAAGAUAAUAGCACACGCAUGAAUAAGUUGUACAGGUUUGGCAUGGGAUUGGAUAUGAAAAACAACAGUGAUGGUCUUGUGAGCAGGUUGUUUGGGAACUUGGUUAGCUCCAUGAGAAAAUUUUUGUUUCGUAUUCUAUCUGUAGGCCCUAUUCCCAACCACCUUGCCUUCAUCCUUGAUGGAAAUCGAAGGUAUGCUAAGAAGUGGAACCUGCAAGAAGAAACUGGCUACAAAUGUGGGUUUUGGGCUUUGAUGCCCAUGCUUAAGUACUGCUAUGAACUGGGGGUGACGUAUGUGACAAUAUACGCAUUCAGCAUUGAUAAUUUUAAAAGAGGACCAAAAGAGGUUCAAUGCCUGAUGGGUUUGAUGCAGGAGAAAAUCGAAGGGUUGCUCGAGGAAGAAAGUAUUGUGCACCAAUUUGGAGUCAGGGUACAUUUUAUAGGGAAUUUGAAACUCUUGCCCGAGUCUGUCAAGGUUGGUGCUGAAAAGGUAAUGAAAGCCACAGCAAACAACAAUAAGAAGGUGCUAUUAAUUUGCGUGGCCUAUACUUCAACGGAUGAGAUUGUGCAUGCGGCUCAAGAGUCUUGCCAGCGUAAAUGGGAUGAGAUCAGAGAAAUGAAACCUGGUGGAGGAGCUCACAGCUUUGAGAUAAGCAAUGAAAGCCAGGAGGAGGAGGAGCGUCGUUUUAUAAAGCUGGUAGAUCUUGAGCAGUGCAUCUACAUGGGGGUGGCACCUGAUCCGGAUAUUCUGUUCAGAACUGCAGGCGAGACCCGCCUGAGCAAUUUCCUCCUUUGGCAGACUCCGACCUGUCUCUUGUAUUCGCCAGGGGUACUGUUUCCGGAGAUUGGUUUACGGCAUUUGGUUUGGGCGGUAUUGAACUUCCAGAGAGCCUACUCUUAUGUGGAGAAGAAAAAGAAGCAGCUAUAACUGCUCUUAAAUACAUUAUACAGCACUAGAAGUGAAUUGAUAUACGAAGGAAGAUCUGGACAUAGAAAGAACAGGCCAUCUAUAUAAAAGAAGCAAAGCAUAAAUUGGUUAUUAUCAUUUUUUAGUUUCGCCCAUGAACAUGGCAAAUGGGACUGUAAACAAUAAGAUAAGAGAAUGGAUACAAAUAACCAAGCAAACCUGAGAAAAGUUAAUUAU
Ilex paraguariensis (yerba mate) is the source of this 1164-nucleotide messenger RNA. The record is from the annotation of a GenBank genome assembly. Lineage: Eukaryota; Viridiplantae; Streptophyta; Magnoliopsida; Aquifoliales; Aquifoliaceae.